GAAACGUGAAAUAAGGUCAUGAUCACCAAGACUUUCCAUCUUAGCUAUAUAAAUAAUCAGCAAAAUGAAGAUUGAAUCAGUAGAAUACGAACUGUUAUGUGCCAAUUACUUGUAUAGCUUCUACAGAAUUUGAGAAACAAGGAAAGAGUGACGUGAAUUACAGUGCAAUGACUAUAUUCCACCUUCAUAUCAAACAAUUGUUAGGACUGCUUCUUGGAUAUGCUUGCAAUCAAUUUGCACAAAGCCACGAAAUAACAACACCUGAAUUUACGCAAGACGAAGAAGACGGUGCAGAAGGUGGGGAACACCAAUGGAUCAUUACUACGUUAAUAGUGGUUGGAUUAGUAUCGAUGACAAUUAUUCUGGGCCUAUGUAUUAUUGCAUUCUAUUUGUCGUCUCCUACUCGUGUGAAACCGCCAGGAUAUGGCAUAGAUGCUUCAAGAAUACCAUCUUCACCGGAUACAAACCUAGUCCAAUACGAGGCACAACUGAAAUAUUCUGAUCAAUCUAUUGACAGAAGCCACCAAAGCACAAGUUAUCCUAGUGCAAUUAAUCCAUUCGUCAAUAUAUUAAUGACAGAAGGAGAGAAGAGUGCUCCACAGCCUAUCAUACCCCAGUGCGAUGAACCUGUGCAGUCGAUUGCUCCAGAGUUUCCCCGUGAUGUUGAAUAUGGAAGGUCAAAUCGAUUCAAGAAAGCAGUGAAUGAUCGCCGAAAACGAGAUUUGUUUGAAAAUAUUCUUAGAAAAACAAAACGUUUGAAUCAGUUGCAAACACAGCCUAGUUUAUACAUACACAAUGUUGAAAUCAACAUUAUAAUGAACAAAAACUGUCACGAGGCAAAUGGGCGAAUGGCUGCCGACAAUGACCAUAUAAAGCUGCGUGAUCUAGAGUGUGAUAAUAUGGCAAAUAACGAUAUCAGAGAAGUAGUCGAAACCCAUUGCACCCAAAAAAAUAACGAAUAUAACACCUCACAAAAAUCGUUAGUUUUAUAUAAAAAGCCAUAAAGACUAUCGUACUUUGUUACUAAGCAUGAUAUAUUGUACUGUAUGGUUAAAGUUUGUUUCACAUGUAAUAGAUUUUUUUGAUAUAACCAAAUAGGCACCCACUAUGUACUGUAUAACAAUUUCACCAUUUAAAAAACUAAUUUAUUUAAUUUUAAUACAAUUUUUUUUUAAACUAUGCUUUUAAUUAUUUUAUUAACUUAAUGAAUAUCAAGUGAACUUUUUAAAGUACUUUAAAUGUUCCUCUUGUAUAGUUCUUGACAUAUUUUAUAUAUUUUAAUUUAUCGACCAGUUUUAGAUGACCAGUUACAAUCAAUCUUAUAUCGUGUCGAAUUUGUAAUAACUAUACUUGUUGAGGUAAAAUCAAAGUUGUAAUGCGAGGGAUAGGUAAUUCUUUUCCAUCAUUCUUUUACCGAUGACAUUGAUGAUUUUUUUAUAUUCUGUGUCGUUCUCUUGUUAUUUCAAUGUCUUAUGGGCUCUCUGUGAGAACAGUAGCAUGUUAAUGAAGCGGUAAACCCAGAUUAAAGAAUAAAUAAAUAAAAAAUAAAUAAAGUACAUACGCACAACUUUAGAUGUAAAUGUUUAUUAAGUUGAUUACCGGUAACUCAUCAAAACAUAAAUAAAAUAAAAUGUGUAUGUCUAGGUGAUAGUAUUAUGAACCACUGAAAUGUGGUAUAUUUCUUAAGAUAGUUGCUAUAUAGUAUUCGUUUUGGUUGUUCACUCAUUGACCAAUAAGCAAAGUAAACAGAUUGGUUUGAGCUCAGGUGAGGUUUCCUAUGCAUUUGUUUUGAAUGAAAGUUACAACUGUAAUAAAGAUUUAUGCUUACUAGUA
Molecule: messenger RNA, 1833 nt
Organism: Anneissia japonica
Lineage: Eukaryota; Metazoa; Echinodermata; Crinoidea; Comatulida; Comatulidae
Exons: 2
Coding region: 168-1004 (278 amino acids)
Source: RefSeq, a predicted model, not a curated record